This is a messenger RNA of Magnolia sinica, 2211 nucleotides long. RefSeq names its product integrin-linked protein kinase 1-like. The transcript has 12 exons. The record is from RefSeq and is a predicted model, not a curated record. The coding region runs from base 553 to 1971 and encodes 472 amino acids. NCBI's taxonomy places the organism in Eukaryota, Viridiplantae, Streptophyta, Magnoliopsida, Magnoliales, Magnoliaceae. Gene Ontology annotation, molecular function: ATP binding; protein kinase activity; protein binding. Gene Ontology annotation, biological process: protein phosphorylation.
GAAAAAUACGCGCAACCCAGUCAAAGACCGCGCCUUUUAACUCAAAUCCUCCAACCGCCGAUAUGUUACCCUCUUUCGCACAUUUCAAAGGCUCCUGUCUUCUCUUUGCCGCAAGAGAGAGAAAAAAAGAAGCGGUUGGAGAAAUCUUCUCCAACGCCAUUCAUUUUCCCAGCAUUCUCUCUCAUACGACUCGAUCCUCUCCCAAAAUCUCUCUCUUCUACCCCUUUCUGUUCUCUGCUCUCUCCCUCUCUCCCUCCAUGCUGUAAUCUACUCCUGGUCUCGAUCGGAAGAGGGUUUCCAGGAGAACUCUUUCGACCGUCCAUCAUCUCUCCUAACCCUAAUUUCGUUCGAAACCAAGGACUUCUCAACGCUCUCCUCAAUUCCCUUCUCGAAACGGAUUCUCAGACCUCAAUUUCGUUCUAAAUCUCUUAAGCAAAAGAGGUUCCGACGUCAAAGUCUAAAAUCAGCUUUUUUAAUUGCAUGAUCUGAAUCAGGGGAUGGCCUUUUAGUAAAUUUUUUCUGAAAAUCGGGGUUGAAUUUGAGAUCCUGACCAUGGAAAUCGCCGCGCAGUUGAAGCGAGGGAUCUCCCGUCAGUUCUCGACUGGGUCCAUGAGGAAGAGCGGCAAGUUCAGCUUCAGGCGACAAUCGUCCUUCGACCCGAGGCGCAACACGUUCCGUUUCAGCUUCGGGCGGCAGUCCUCACUCGAUCCGAACCGUCGGAGCCCAGCUCAGGAUGAGCUGUCGGUGCCGGAGAACCUCGACACGACGAUGCAGCUGCUGUUCUUGGCGUGCCGGGGGGAUGUGCAAGGUGUGGAGGAUUUGUUGAACGAGGGCAUUGAUGUAAAUAAUAUUGAUUUGGAUGGGCGGACUGCUCUGCAUAUCGCGGCCUGCGAGGGGCAUGUCGAUGUAGUGAAGCUGUUAUUGACUCGGAAGGCCAACAUUGAUGCCAGAGAUCGGUGGGGGAGUACGGCCGCCGCUGAUGCAAAGUACUAUGGAAAUGUCGAAAUUUACAAUAUCUUGAAAGCUCGAGGAGCCAAAGCUCCGAAAACCAGGAAGACUCCUAUGGUUGUUUCAAAUCCUCGAGAAGUUCCAGAGUAUGAGAUUAAUCCACUAGAGCUUCAGCUUCGCCGGUGUGAUGGGAUCUCAAAGGGCACAUAUCAAGUGGCCAAGUGGAAUGGAACAAAAGUUUCUGUUAAGAUACUUGAUAAGGACUGCUACUCAGAUCCAGAUAUCAUAAAUGCUUUCAAAAAUGAGCUGACAUUGUUAGAAAAGGUUCGGCAUCCUAAUGUGGUUCAGUUUGUGGGAGCUGUUACUCAGAAUAUACCCAUGAUGAUUGUUUCAGAGUACCAUCCAAAAGGAGAUUUGGCAAAUUACCUUCAAAAGAAAGGACGUCUACAGCCUUCUAAAGCUCUGAGAUUUGCUCUUGAUAUUGCUAGGGGCAUGAAUUGUCUUCAUGAAUGCAAACCAGACCCCAUUAUCCACUGUGAUUUAAAGCCAAAAAAUAUUUUGCUGGAUAGUGGAGGCUUGCUGAAGGUAGCGGGUUUUGGUUUGAUAAAGCUGUCAAAAUUAUCACCUGACAAAGCCAAACUAGCACAAUCAGGGGCUUUCAUAGACAGUUCAAGUUUAUAUGUGGCACCUGAGAUUUACAAAGAUGAGAUAUUUGACAAAAGUGUUGACACGUUCUCCUUUGGUCUCAUUCUUUACGAGAUGAUAGAAGGAGCAGCAGCCUUCCACCCCAAGUCUCCAGAAGAAGCAGCUAAAAUGAUUUGUUCAGAAGGGAUGAGACCGCCUUUCAAGCUCAAAUCAAGAAGCUAUCCUCCGUCCCUCAAAGAGUUGAUUGAAGAAUGUUGGAGUCCAGAUUAUGCAUCGAGACCGACGUUUUCUGAGAUUAUCAUGCGGCUGGACAAGAUAGUGGCAAACUGCACCAAGCAAGGAUGGUGGAAAGACACCUUCAAACUUCCUUGGAAAUGAAGACAGGGAAAUGAGUUCUGGAGCAAAAAAAAAAAAGAGAAAAAAUGAGAAAAAAUGAAAGAGAGAAUGACUAGGAAAAUCUCCAUUGAUGAUUACAGGUUUUUUGGGAAUGUAUGUUAUUGUACUAAUUUGUAUCAGAGGGGAAGCAUGUUAUUGUACUAUUUUGUAUUGGAUGGAAUAAAAUAUUCAUGUAAUAAACAAGGGUUAAAUAAAAGAAAAGGUGGCGUUCUUUGCAAGGAA